Messenger RNA from Paramisgurnus dabryanus, 4069 nucleotides. It is a transcript of the gene myo1eb, whose product is annotated as myosin IEb. Gene Ontology annotation, molecular function: actin filament binding; ATP binding; microfilament motor activity. The record is from RefSeq and is a predicted model, not a curated record. NCBI's taxonomy places the organism in Eukaryota, Metazoa, Chordata, Actinopteri, Cypriniformes, Cobitidae. Gene Ontology annotation, cellular component: microvillus; cytoplasm; myosin complex. Gene Ontology annotation, biological process: actin filament organization; endocytosis.
AAGUUACCUGUCUACACUUGCGGCUGUAUGGACAACACCCGUAAAACCAAUAAUUUAAUCUUUUGCACAAGCUCUAGCGAUCCAUGAAACACAAUACUUAAACUUGUUUUAGACUUUUGGGCAUACUUAACAAAUCGUAUAGGUCUUUAAAGGCAAAUGGACGACUUGUAAUCUCAACUUUAAAUCCCGGAGUUUCACCUGAAACUUGCAAGAGUUCCUCGAGAACUCCACGCGCAGGACUCAUACUUUCCUGAGGGUGUAACAGGAAGUGUCUUUGAUUUAUCAUGGGGAGUAAAGAGAAAUACCACUGGCAGACGCAGAAUGUGAAAGUGAGUGGAGUGGAUGACAUGGUCCUCCUCUCCAAGAUCAGUGAAGAUGCCAUCACGGAUAAUCUCAAGAAAAGAUACAUGGAUGAUUUUAUAUUUACAUACAUUGGUUCUGUGUUGAUAUCAGUCAAUCCUUUCAAACAGCUCCCAUAUUUCACAGAUCGUGAGAUUGAGCUGUACCAGGGAGCCGCACAGUAUGAGAAUCCUCCCCACAUUUACGCACUUGCUGACAACAUGUACCGCAACAUGAUGAUUGACUCAGAGAACCAGUGUGUCAUUAUCAGUGGAGAAAGUGGAGCUGGAAAGACGGUGGCGGCCAAAUACAUUAUGAGCUACAUUUCUAAAGUGUCAGGAGGUGGACCUAAAGUUCAGCAUGUUAAAGACAUCAUUCUUCAGUCUAACCCACUCCUGGAAGCUUUUGGGAAUGCUAAAACGGUCCGCAACAACAACUCAAGUCGCUUUGGCAAAUACUUCGAAAUUCAGUUCAGCCGUGGAGGAGAACCGGAUGGAGGAAAGAUCUAUAACUUCCUGCUGGAAAAAUCCAGAGUAGUGUCCCAGAACAAUGGUGAAAGAAGUUUCCAUAUAUAUUACCAGCUCUUGCAAGGAGCCACCAAAGAGCAGAGAGAAAAUUUAGGCGUCACCGCUCCUGAUUAUUACUACUACUUAAACCAAUCCGACACCUAUACUGUGGAGGACAUCAGCGACAAGAAAGAGUUUGCAGACACCAUGGCUGCCAUGUCGGUGGUUGGUCUGUCCUUGGAAGAACAGGACACAGUGCUACAGAUUGUGGCGGGAAUCCUUCAUCUUGGCAACAUUGCUUUUAGAGAGGAGGGCAACUAUGCUGUAGUGGAGAGUGAAGAUUUUCUGGCAUUCCCAUCAUAUCUGCUGGGAAUUAAUCAGGACGGUCUGAAGAGCAAACUGACCAGUCGCAUCAUGGACAGCAAGUGGGGUGGCAAGACUGAGACCAUUUCUGUCACUUUAAACACGGAGCAGGCCUCCUUCUCCCGAGAUGCUUUGUCCAAAGCCCUGUAUUCUAGACUCUUUGACUACCUUGUUGAUGCCAUAAACAAGGCAAUGCAGAAAGACCAUGAAGAGUUGAACAUUGGGGUCCUGGACAUAUAUGGCUUUGAAAUUUUUCAGAAAAAUGGAUUUGAGCAAUUUUGCAUUAACUUUGUAAAUGAAAAACUGCAGCAGAUUUUUAUCGAGCUCACACUGAAAGCAGAGCAGGAGGAGUAUGUACAAGAAGGAAUCAAAUGGAGCCCUAUUGAGUACUUCAACAACAAAGUUGUUUGUGAUUUAAUUGAGUCUAAAAAUCCUCCUGGUGUUAUGAGCAUCCUGGAUGAUGUGUGUGCCACCAUGCAUGCUAAAGGAGAGGGUGCAGACCAGACUCUCCUCCAGAAACUUCAGUCACAGAUUGGCACUCACGAGCACUUUAACAGCUGGAACAAGGGUUUCAUAGUGCACCACUAUGCAGGCAAGGUGUCUUAUGAUGUUAGCGGCUUCUGUGAGAGAAACAGAGAUGUGCUGUUCAAUGAUAUCAUCGAGCUCAUGCAGAGCAGUGAGUUUGCCUUCAUCAGAGAUUUGUUUCCAGAGAACAUCGAGGCAGAGAAAAGAGGCCGUCCAACCACUGCGAGUUCAAAGAUUAAGAAACAGGCAAACAAUCUGGUGCAAACAUUAAUGAAAUGCACCCCGCACUACAUUCGAUGCAUUAAGCCCAACGAAACCAAGAAGUCUCGUGAUUGGGAGGAAAGCCGAGUCAAACAUCAGGUGGAGUAUCUGGGAUUGCGGGAGAAUAUUCGCGUACGCAGGGCUGGCUACGCAUUCCGUCGUGUCUUUAAGAAAUUUCUGCAAAGAUAUGCCAUCUUGACCAGAGAAACGUGGCCUCAGUGGCGUGGAGAUGAGAAACAGGGUGUUCUUCAUCUUUUAAAAUCUGUCAACAUGGACUCAGACCAGUACCAGCUGGGCAAGACCAAAGUCUUCAUCAAAGCCCCAGAAUCAUUGUUUCUGCUGGAAGAGAUGAGGGAACGAAAAUACAACGGAUAUGCUCGGGUAAUUCAGCAGGCCUGGCGCAAACACAUUGCUGUGCGCAAGUACGUCCGCAUGCGAGAGGAGGCAUCUGACCUCCUGUUGAAUAAGAAGGAGAGACGAAAGAACAGCCUGAACCGUAAUUUUGUAGGCGACUACAUCGGCAUAGACAACCGUCCGGAGAUCCGUCAGUUUGUGGGUCGCAGGGAGAGGAUCGACUUUUCUGACACGGUUGUCAAAUACGACCGCAGAUUUAAGAGUGUUAAGCGUGACUUCAUUCUCACUCCAAAGUUCCUCUAUCUGAUUGGACGGGAGAAGGUGAAGCAGGGUCCAGAGAAAGGGCAGAUUCGGGAAGUGCUGAAGAGGAAGAUCGAGGUGGAGAAGAUCCAGUCGGUUUCUUUAAGCACACUACAAGAUGAUUUCUUUAUAAUACAUGAGGAGCAGUACGACAGUGUGCUGCAGUCUGUCUUUAAAACGGAGUUCCUCAGUCUGCUGUACAAACGCUACGAGGAAAAAACCAGGAAGAAACUGCCAAUCAAGUUCAAUAACCUACUUGAAUUUAAGGUAAAGAAAGGAGGCUGGGGUCCUUUUGGAUCCGCUGGUUCUCGGCAGAUCCAGUUUCAGGGGGGGCAGGGGGAUGAGGUUGUUCUGAAACCCAGUAACAAAGUCCUUACUGUCAGUAUUGGACCAGGUCUCCCUAAAAAUGCAAGACCCACUCGCCGCGACAAUCGAAAAAGCAGGUACAUUGCAAACCAGCAUCCCAACUCAGGACAGUAUGCACGAGAACCAUCCAAGACUGGUGGUCGAGGAAGAGGAACUCCAUCCUACAUUAGGAACUCUCUGUUACGUCAGCAGUCUUCUAUGGAACAGCCCACCCUACCCCGACAUGGGGGCUCUCGUCGCAGUCAAAAUGAGGGCCAGGUAUAUGCUGACAUGGGCUUUAUGAAGGUUCCUGACCAAGGCGUGGCAGGAAUGCAACGCAGACGUUCAAAAGAAUACAAACCUCUCCCAGGAUCAGGACGACCUAAACCAGCACCCAGACCGAAACCCCGCACGCCACAAUGCAAAGCGCUUUAUGCGUAUGAGGCUCAGGACGCAGAUGAGCUCAGCUUUCAUGUGGAUGAUGUUAUAGAAAUAUUAACUGAAGACGCAUCAGGUUGGUGGACUGGCCGUCUGAGAGGAAAGGAAGGCAUGUUUCCUGGCAACUAUGUGGAGAAGAUCUAAAUUGACGUGCUACUGAACAUGUGAUUCAUUGAUCACACUAACUCGAACAAAACUAGCAGCUGGUUGUGAAGGUGAACGCUACAGCAUGCUUAUACCAUCGAUGAUGUGACUGGAAGCUGUAUUCUAGACCAAAGCAAGUGGAUGUUUACUAAACUGGCCCACCUUAACAUAAAAUGUGUUUAAUCCUACUACAGAACACCUACAUGAACUUUUAUAUGAUAAUUUUUUUUAUUAUGUAAUAUUAGACACAAAUAACAUUCAAAAAAGUAGACAUCCUGACUCGCCAUUUUACCCAAUGUAAAACACUAGGUAUUUUUAAAUGUGUAUUGGAGAAUCAUAUGUAUGUGUCAAUAUUUUAAUGUACUGUAUUUUACUGAAGUUGUAUUUUUAAAGAUCAACAUUUUUACCGAUAUUGUGUAUUGUAUAAAAUUAGAGAAAGUGUCUUUAAAUACUUGGUGAACAAAAUAAAAUGAAACUGUUUGGUUCAAGGUUAA